CGCUAUCCUGUAAAUCGACACAUAAAUUAUAUUCUCUUCUCUUGGCCAGUGGUUUGUGGUCUAACGGGAUAAAACUUGCAGCCUUAUUAGGAUGUUCUAGGAUAAUGUGCUUUUUGGGAAAUUAACGAUUAAUAUUCAUUCUCUGAACAAUAUUUUAUGGAAUAGCUAAAUGCCAGGAAAUUUUGAAUAGAAACGUGUCCUAUAAAAGACGUCUGUGCAUUAACUGGCGCAUUCUACAUGCCAGGACUUAUCCAAGACAACCGUUCUAAGCAUUUCAAGUCAUUUACCUCCCUUAACGCGGGGAGGUGAGGGGAGACGCCGGGUCUCGCCAGUAGAGGGCGCGCGUCCGUCCUUUCCGCCGGCUCCGACCCACCGAGGCUUCCAGGCUCCCACGCUCGCUCCCGAGCGCGUACCCGCUCUCCGCGUCACGUGACGCGGCCGCGGACCCUGAGCUGCCAGGCCUGAACCGAGCUAAAUUCGUUGCCGGUGGGCACUGCGGAAGCAACCACAAGGGCUAAUCCGAACGAGUGGGGGAGGUCUGUGGGCCGAUGCUUCCUCUUCCAAGUCAGGUCGGCUCCAGUUACCUCCUCACCAUUCGCCGUUCCCAUCUCCCGGAGCGCUUGCAUGAGCUCUUUCGCGUGGGGAAGCUCCGGUGACCAUGUAGGGGGAAAGAGUGAGGCAGCUCCGGGUGCUCGGGACGAGGCCAGCGCUGUCGGCACGCCGCCGCGGCGCCCACCACAUCCCCGGUGCGGGCCGCGGGGCCCGUGGGCCCAGGUGGGAACUGCGGCCUCCGCGGGCGGCCUGGCUGCGAGCGCCACGAAUUCUCGCGUCGUCUCGCGAGAGUCUAAGUUGAAGGAACAUGGCGACGUCUAAUCUGUUAAAGAAUAAAGGUUCUCUUCAGUUUGAAGACAAAUGGGAUUUCAUGCGCCCAAUUGUUUUGAAGCUUUUACGCCAGGAAUCUGUUACAAAACAGCAGUGGUUUGAUCUGUUUUCGGAUGUGCAUGCAGUUUGUCUCUGGGAUGAUAAAGGCCCCGCAAAAAUCCAUCAGGCUUUAAAAGAAGACAUUCUUGAGUUUAUUAAGCAAGCACAAGCACGAGUACUGAGCCAUCAAGAUGAUACAGCUUUGCUAAAAGCAUAUAUUGUUGAAUGGAGAAAAUUCUUUACGCAAUGUGAUAUUUUACCGAAACCUUUUUGUCAACUAGAGAUUACUUUAAUGGGUAAACAGGGCAGCAAUAAAAAAUCAAAUGUGGAAGACAGUAUUGUUCGAAAGCUUAUGCUUGAUACAUGGAAUGAGUCAAUCUUUUCAAAUAUAAAGAACAGACUCCAAGAUAGUGCAAUGAAAUUGGUACAUGCUGAAAGACUGGGAGAAGCUUUUGAUUCUCAGCUGGUCAUUGGAGUAAGAGAAUCCUAUGUUAACCUUUGUUCUAAUCCUGAGGAUAAGCUUCAAAUUUAUAGGGACAAUUUUGAGAAGGCAUACUUGGAUUCAACAGAGAGAUUUUAUAGAACACAGGCACCCUCGUAUUUACAACAAAAUGGUGUACAGAAUUAUAUGAAAUAUGCAGAUGCUAAAUUAAAAGAAGAAGAAAAACGAGCACUACGUUAUUUAGAAACAAGACGAGAAUGUAACUCUGUUGAAGCACUCAUGGAAUGCUGUGUAAAUGCCCUGGUGACAUCAUUUAAGGAGACUAUCUUAGCCGAAUGCCAAGGCAUGAUCAAGCGAAAUGAAACUGAAAAAUUACAUUUAAUGUUUUCAUUGAUGGACAAAGUUCCCAAUGGGAUAGAGCCAAUGUUGAAAGACUUGGAGGAGCAUAUCAUUAGUGCUGGCCUGGCAGAUAUGGUAGCAGCUGCUGAAACUAUUACUACUGACUCUGAGAAAUAUGUUGAGCAGUUACUUACACUAUUUAAUAGAUUCAGUAAACUCGUCAAAGAAGCUUUUCAAGAUGAUCCACGAUUUCUUACGGCAAGAGAUAAGGCAUAUAAAGCAGUUGUUAAUGAUGCUACCAUAUUUAAACUUGAAUUACCUUUGAAGCAGAAGGGAGAAGAAGCAGCAAUUGAGAAUCUAAGUUUGGCAAAGCUCUUGGUACUUAAAUAUGUACAAAACAAAGAUGUUUUUAUGAGAUAUCACAAAGCUCAUUUGACACGACGUCUUAUAUUAGACAUCUCUGCUGAUAGUGAAAUUGAAGAAAAUAUGGUAGAGUGGCUAAGAGAAGUGGGUAUGCCAGCAGAUUAUGUAAAUAAGCUUGCUAGAAUGUUUCAGGACAUAAAAGUAUCUGAAGAUUUGAACCAAGCUUUUAAGGAAAUGCACAAAAAUAAUAAAUUGGCUUUACCAGCUGAUUCAGUUAAUAUAAAAAUUCUGAAUGCUGGUGCCUGGUCAAGAAGUUCUGAAAAAGUCUUUGUCUCACUUCCUACUGAACUGGAGGACUUGAUACCUGAAGUAGAAGAAUUCUACAAAAAAAAUCAUAGCGGUAGAAAAUUACAUUGGCAUCAUCUCAUGUCAAAUGGAAUUAUAACAUUUAAGAAUGAAGUAGGUCAAUAUGAUUUGGAGGUAACCACGUUUCAGCUGGCUGUAUUGUUUGCAUGGAACCAAAGACCUAGAGAGAAAAUCAGCUUUGAAAAUCUCAAACUUGCAACUGAACUCCCUGAUGCUGAGCUCAGAAGGACUUUAUGGUCUUUAGUGGCUUUCCCAAAGCUCAAACGGCAAGUUUUAUUGUAUGAACCUCAAGUCAACUCACCCAAAGACUUCACAGAAGGUACCCUCUUCUCAGUGAACCAGGAGUUCAGUUUAAUAAAAAAUGCAAAAGUUCAGAAAAGGGGUAAAAUCAACUUGAUUGGACGCUUGCAGCUCACGACAGAAAGGAUGAGAGAAGAAGAGAAUGAAGGGAUAGUCCAGCUAAGAAUAUUAAGAACACAGGAAGCUAUCAUACAAAUAAUGAAAAUGAGAAAGAAAAUUAGUAAUGCUCAGCUGCAGACUGAAUUAGUAGAAAUUUUGAAAAACAUGUUCUUGCCACAAAAGAAAAUGAUAAAAGAGCAGAUAGAGUGGCUGAUAGAGCACAAGUACAUCAGAAGAGAUGAGUCCGAUAUCAACACCUUCAUUUACAUGGCGUAACCUUGAAUAUCAUCGACAAUAUUAAGAACCCAAAUUUUGGAGUGCUUGGGCAGAAAGUUCUAACAGUUUGUGCUGGAGAAAGGUUUAUUUGGACUUUGAUUACAUAAAUAAUCUCUGCCUUACCUUACACAACAACUCUGUUUUGCCAAUCACAUUAGUUAGCAUGGUGGCGUUCCCUUCAUGUUGCACACUCUUUAACAGCAUGCUGUUUUGUGGAGAAACUUGCAUUCAUGAAGAGCCCUUUAUGAACUUUUAAAAGUAAAUUUGAUUUAUACCCACCGGGAGAAAUACAGUUGGGAAGGGUGAGGGCGGGGUUCUUGUUGCUUUCUUUCCUUUUUUUUCCUCUCUUAGAAAAAUGUACUUGCACAAGGAAGGAUUUUCAGAUAUUCAUGCACUGAAAAAUACUGUUAUCUUUUGUUCUUAAACAAUGCAAUUAAAACUAGAAAUAGCACUGUUGGUUUCUUUUAAUGAUAAAAGUAAGCUGAUCAGUGCAACAUUGGGGAAGCGCAGAUACAGGCGAGAAGUAUUUAAGAGUAUCAAAUUGUUUGUUCAAACACUGCUUCAGUAUAAUAACUGGAUUUUAAUGGUGACCUAAAAAUGGUAUUAAAUAUUUCUAACUUACAAAUGUUGGGUUUCUUUAAGCAGGAGACUGCUAUUUUAGCUGUUUGUUGUUAAAUGAUGAGAUGUUUUUUUUUGUUUUGUUUUUUAAAUCUUACACGGCUGGACAGCUUGUUUUGAAAAAGUGAAGCUUAUGUUAAUUGUUGCUUCAACUGUUUAAAAAAAAUUUAUGGAGAUAGCUAGGUCAUUAUGAUUGCAGAGUCAAAAUAGCAAAACAAAAAUAUUAAGUGUUUAUUAACACACUUAAUAUUUAUAUACCUAAUAUUUAUUAUGCAUAUCUAAAUUUAUUAAAAACAAUGCAGAGAUCUCCUGCUCUGCUAUAAUACAGUUAUGUAACUGAUCUCUUCAUCUGUAGUGUAGAACUAUUUUGGUAUUUUGAAGUCUCAUGAUUAAGGAUAUACAGCCUCAGGUUUCUGGAAAGAAAGACAUUUCUCUUUUAAAAGGUCAUAAUUAAGUUAUCAGUCACCUAGAAGGAAGAGAAAAAACAUAAGACCUGAAAAGCAUAAGCAAAAUUGCUGCAAUCUUCCUAUGAGCAGUAAACUUGCCAAAUAUAUGUACAUAUAUAUUUAUAUAUUUUAAAAAUAAACAUUUUUAAAAUGUUCAGAAGGCAACAUUUACCAUGUUCCUUUCAGUCAAUCCAAAGUAGCAACUUACUAGUUGCUGGCAACUGAAUAACCCAGAGUAGUAGAAAUUUUAAGACUUGAGGACUUGAACAAUUUAAAAGAGAACAAUUUAUUCCCCAUUGGGAAACAACGCCUCAACAUGGAUUUUUACUCAUUGUGGUGCACGUUUCAAAUUUUCUUGCAAAUUAUUUUAUAUCUUGUUUGAUGUUAAGUAAUACUUCUUAAGUAUGGUUUUGAAGAUAGUAGGAAAAUGGAGUGCGGCGAGGCAUUCAGUAUUACAUUACAGCAGAGUGCUUCUAGGAACAUUGUGUAGAAUCAUAACCAACCUCAAGAGGCUUUGUGAACUGCCUGCUAGAAAGGAAAAUAAGUUUAAAACAUGUAAGGUUUUGCUGAUUACAGCUAUAUACCUGGUCUGAAACUCAUAGGAAAUUGGAAUUUGGUUUAUAAUUUAAAAUCUUAAUGCAUCUUUAAAGUAGCAUAUGUCAAUUAUUAGAACAAGCAUAUUGUGAUGAAUUAAACUAAAAUUAGUGCUCACUGUCUUCUCUAAUUAGAUGACUGCUAACAAUGGGUAAAUUUGAAAUUAGAAGAGAGUUUUAUAGUGAUAGUGGUCCUUGUGUCUGACAGAUAGUUUGGUGUUGGCGUAUCUGCUUGUUUCGCUACAAGAAUGCCAAAGGAAGAAACAAUGGGAGGAACAAUUACAGGCCAUUUUUUAAAAUUUAGAAUUUGUUGUUUUAAACCAUAAUUGUUCUCAGUAGUCUUUGGAAUUUCUAAUCUUUUUGGUCAUUUAAGAAUGAGAGCCAUGAUGUUUUGAUUUAUAAAGGCAAAUUUAAUGCAAAAGUGGGUAACACUAAAUCCAUAGUGAAGUUUUCUAUUAAAUUUUAUAACUUUUUUAAUAGCUAAUUAUGUCCUAAUUGUAUUUUGGGGAUUGAAUAGCAGCAAAUACUGUAACCUUACAGUUUUCAUCACUUUUUUUGUUACAUAUACAAAAGUUUAACUACUUUUUGGUGUUUAUGGAAAACCAAUUUAGUUGACAAGGUGCCUAUCUUAUUGAAUUUUCUUUUAAUAUUUUGACAAUAGAUUUGCUAAUUAAAUAAAAAAAGAAUGAAAAUAUUACCAGCAGUUUGCUAAAGGUACAGAAUCACAGUUAGUAUCCUUUAUCAGGUCCCUUGUCUCCAAAUGUGCACUUAAAAUUAGUGCUAAAUGAGCAGGGAGGAAGCCUGACAUAGUUAAGGGAAAAGAAAACACUCCCCCUAAAAUAUACAUACAUAUAUAUUUAAUUUUUUAUGAUUAAUAUGGCAAUAGGAUACUUCACAGGUUAACUUAAGCUUUGAACACUCAUCUAAUUUAAAGAUGGAUGUGUCUGGAAAACAUUAACCUUUGUUGCCAUCUCAUUGCCAGAAUAAGUAGACAUGAAACGAAGUGAAAAUAUGUAACAAUUUCGAUGCUUACUAUGGAAUAAACAUUAGAACAUUACUGCUCCAGUGAUUUAAUGAGGAUCUUGAAAUAAAUUCUGAAGUCUUCCGAUUUUUACAUGUAUUAGAGGGGUCCCUGAAUUCUUUCAACUUGUUUAAGUCUCUUGCUCUUAUUUUGUGCAUAAAUGUUAAAAUUUCCAAAAUGAAAUGUUAGUUUUUCUUACUUUUACUUUUUAUUAAACUUAAUACAAAAUACAACCUGAGUAGUUAAAAAGUAUUUUGCAUUAUUUGCAGUAGGAUGUCAUUAGCGCUGCUCAAGGGGCAAAUUUUAAAACUUCAAUUUGGGUGAAAGAUUUGCUAGUUUUACAGAAAGAUUUGCUAUCUUAAACUCAAGCUUGUUUUUCUAUUUUCAUGUAAAUGACUGGGAUGCUGUCUUAUAAAUUCUUCCAAGGUCAUGUUUGUGAAAUAAACAUCACAUGAGAGCUUUCCUGUCAUCGACACCAUAUGCCGUCUGGAGUGUUGAACAAAUUUGAGUUCCUAAGUUGUCAUCUAUCUUCACAUGGUCUCUACGAUUUUGAAUGUUGCCACUACAUACUGAGAUGAUAAUGCUGUACAAUUUUAAAUGGUAGCAGUUUCUGUAUGCAGUAGGCUGAAAUAUUUUGAUGAACUGCUUAAUUUUUGGAUUUUAUUUUUUAAGUUGUAUAAUUUAUUUUCUUGCAAAAUAAAAAUGUAAUAUAAAAGCUUU
Otolemur garnettii (small-eared galago) is the source of this 6504-nucleotide messenger RNA. RefSeq names its product cullin 5 (gene CUL5). Lineage: Eukaryota; Metazoa; Chordata; Mammalia; Primates; Galagidae. The transcript is spliced from 19 exons. The record is from RefSeq and is a predicted model, not a curated record. Gene Ontology annotation, cellular component: Cul5-RING ubiquitin ligase complex; SCF ubiquitin ligase complex. Gene Ontology annotation, molecular function: ubiquitin protein ligase binding. Gene Ontology annotation, biological process: SCF-dependent proteasomal ubiquitin-dependent protein catabolic process; protein ubiquitination. The coding region runs from base 860 to 3106 and encodes 748 amino acids.